Messenger RNA from Ananas comosus (pineapple), 985 nucleotides. RefSeq lists its product as uncharacterized. NCBI's taxonomy places the organism in Eukaryota, Viridiplantae, Streptophyta, Magnoliopsida, Poales, Bromeliaceae. Gene Ontology annotation, molecular function: protein-folding chaperone binding; Hsp90 protein binding. Gene Ontology annotation, cellular component: nucleus; cytosol. Gene Ontology annotation, biological process: chaperone-mediated protein complex assembly; protein folding. Bases 132 to 677 code for a protein of 181 amino acids. The record is from RefSeq and is a predicted model, not a curated record. The transcript is spliced from 6 exons.
UGUUCCAAGGGAGGCUUUUUAUUGUAAGAAGCUGCGGAGGCUAAUAGCGCAGUCACCGUGUCCCCGCCCCGCUAGGGUUUCACUUUUCACUUCGCCACCCCCUUCCCCCUCUUCCCCCCCUCGUCGCAAAGAUGAGUCGUCACCCUGAAGUGAAGUGGGCUCAGAGGAUUGACAAAGUUUACAUCACUGUGCAAUUGCCUGAUGCAAAAGAUGUUAAGGUUAAUUUGGAGCCCGACGGUAUCUUCACCUUUUCUGGCACCGCUGGAUCCGGCAAUAACUUGUACGAGUUAAAAAUGGAUCUCUUUGAUAAAGUGAAUGUCGAGGCGAGCAAAAUAAACACAGGUGUCAGGUCUAUAUUCUGUGUAUUAGAAAAGGCUGAGAAAGGAUGGUGGAAGAAGCUGUUGCGUGGUGACCAGAAAACUCCUCACUAUAUAAAAGUAGAUUGGGACAAGUGGGUGGACGAAGAUGAUGAUGGUGGCGACGUGGACUUAGGAGGAAUGGAUUUCUCGAACUUUGGAGGCAUGGGGGGUGAUGGGAUGGAUGAUGAUCUCGAAGAUAGCGAUGAUGAAGAACAAGAAGUGGAGAAACCUUCGACCGUGGAGAAGACUGAAGACGAGGAGAAGACCGUGGAAACCCCUUCAGAUGCCAAAAUGGAAACAUCAUCCGCGAGCACGUAAAGGCGGCUUCUUCCAUUAAAGAUAACAUGAUUUGGGUAAACUCGGCUGUUUUCGUGGACAGCGAUAUCUGAUUGUGCUUUUUCUUGUGGGCUGCUGCUUAUUUGUUUGUACCUUGCUAAAAUUGAGUUAUGUGUAUCAUCUUCUGGUAAUUAUUUAGGGAUUUGGGACUAAAGUCAGGUCUUUGAGGUGAUCAAAGGUAAAAUUAUUUUCGCGCGGACUUUUUUCUGUUGCUGGAUGUGCUUCUAAUUUGACUAUGAUUGGUCUGAUAUUAUUGCAUUUCUUCUUUGUUCUGUACUGUUUUUAUUUUA